This is a messenger RNA of Mytilus trossulus (common blue mussel), 906 nucleotides long. RefSeq lists its product as uncharacterized. The record is from RefSeq and is a predicted model, not a curated record. The transcript is spliced from 2 exons. Gene Ontology annotation, molecular function: protein binding. NCBI's taxonomy places the organism in Eukaryota, Metazoa, Mollusca, Bivalvia, Mytilida, Mytilidae. Bases 49 to 855 code for a protein of 268 amino acids.
UCAUUUUAUAGGUUAUCAUUGUUCUCGUGAUAUAAUGAGAAACUAAACAUGGUAGUCAUCUUUGUUAUAUUCGCAAUUUGCUGCAUUAACUUUGAUUCUGUUUCUGGUAGUGAUGAUAAGAUUUCCAGACUUGAGAAACUUGUUGAACAACAAAAUGUCAUGAUUAUUGAAUUUAAGAAAGAAUUUGAUGUGUUGAAAGACACCGUUAGGAUUCAAAAUAUAAAAAUUAACAGCUUGGAAAAUCAAUUACAAAGCUGUAAGGCUUGUUUUGAACGCAAGGGUUCCAACCUGACUGGUGUACUGCUGUCUCAACAAAGCCGACAAUCUUGGAAUAAACUGAAUGUCGAGAAGCCAAAAGAUAAAGUGAGCGUUCCAAACAACAGACUACAAACAGAUUUCAGACGAAAUAGGAGAUUACUGCUGUCCGGAUCUAACGUUGAUUCCCCACCAAUUAUCGCAUUUCACGCAUACCUUUCCAAAUCGGAAAUAGACCCUGGACACCAUCAUACUAUAAUUUUUGAUUCUGUCCUCACCAAUUCCGGGAAUGGCUACAAUAAACACUCUGGAACAUUCAUUGCUCCUGAGAAUGGUAUGUACGUUUUUGCUUAUACCGUCGUUGGGUACGCAGGAAGUAGAAUGCCAGUUCAUUUGGUUGUUAACAGUAACAUUGUAGGAGCUACCGCCGCAGAUAGUACAUCGGAUACUCCAUACCCAUCCGUUUCAACUGUGGUCGUUGUUUAUUUGAACCAGAAUGAUACAUGUUUUCUAAGAACUCAUACAAAUACCGGUUAUGUUGUUGGAAAUUUGUAUAGCAGCGAAUGGUCAAGAUCAUCCUUUUCUGCAUGGAAACUUUGAGUUGGACUUUUUGAACGUUCCAAUAAAAUGAUGUUCUUGAAAGAUGUUGAA